This is a messenger RNA of Asparagus officinalis (garden asparagus), 918 nucleotides long. RefSeq names its product protein FAR1-RELATED SEQUENCE 4-like. The coding region runs from base 1 to 918 and encodes 305 amino acids. Lineage: Eukaryota; Viridiplantae; Streptophyta; Magnoliopsida; Asparagales; Asparagaceae. The transcript has a single exon. The record is from RefSeq and is a predicted model, not a curated record.
AUGACUUUAGUAUGUGGUCGAGCUAGUAAACAUAAUAGUACUUGUCAAAAUCCCUUAAAACCACAAGCAAGCUACAGAGUUGGGUGUAAUGCAAAGAUAACAGCUAGGUUAAAUCUGGACGGAAGAUGGGAAAUAUCUGUGGUUGUUGUGGAGCAUAAUCAUGGCCUUAGCCCUAGUAAAAGUCGUUUCUUUCGAUGCAACCGAAGAAUUAGUGCACAUGUUAGACAUCAAAUUAAUCUGAAUGAUCAAGCCGGAAUCAGAAUCAAAAAAAAUUUCAGCUCACUUGUACAUGAGGCUAGUGGAUAUGAGAAUCUGUUGUGUGAUGAAAAGGCUUGCAGGAACUUGUUUGAUGAAUCAAGGCGUUUACGUCUCGACGGAGGUGAUGCUUCAGCGAUUAUAAAAUAUUUUCCAAUGAUGGUUGCAGAAAAUUCAGGUUUCUAUUUUGAUAUUGAAUUGGAUGAUGAAGAUCAUUUAAAAAAUGUAUUUUGGGCAGAUGGUAGGAGCAGAGAAGCUUACAAAGAGUUUGGUGAGGUCAUCACUUUUGAUACCACAUACUUAACUAAUAAGUAUGAUAUGCCAUUUGCACUAUUUGUUGGCGUUAACCAUCAUGGGCAAUCAAUUUUACUUGGAUGUGGGUUGAUUUCAAAAGAAGACACAGAGACUUUCAUAUGGCUAUUUACAAAGUGGGUUGAAUGCAUGGAUGGAUGUGCUCUGCAAGGGAUAAUAACUGACCAAGCAAGAGCCAUAAAAAAUGCAAUUGAGAUUGUUUUUCCAAACACUAGACAUAGAUGGUGUUUGUGGCAUAUAAUGAAGAAGCUGUCAGAAAAGUUAGGAAAGUACACUGAAUAUGAGACCAUCAGUUCUACCAUGAAAGGAGUGGUGUAUGACGCACAAAGUCCACAAGAGUUUGAACAAUAG